Molecule: messenger RNA, 1576 nt
Organism: Filobasidium floriforme
Lineage: Eukaryota; Fungi; Basidiomycota; Tremellomycetes; Filobasidiales; Filobasidiaceae
Exons: 2
Coding region: 409-1545 (378 amino acids)
Molecular function (GO): nitronate monooxygenase activity
Source: RefSeq, a predicted model, not a curated record
GCCGGUCAUGAUAAGAAGAAGAAUGAUCCUGAAAGUUAUGCAAAGCUGCAAAGUCGCUUGAGAACUGGCAAAACGGUCAGAUGAAAGCUUGUGUAAGUUUGCGUAUGGCCAAGACACACUCACCGGCGGGGAUAUCUCUGGCUAUAACACAGAUAAACCUUAAUUUUGAUGCUGUACACAGACAGUUGACUAUGGACGAGUAGAUUGAUCGAUCAGGUUUUCAUCGAUGCCGUGCGCCUGCGCUUAGUGACGGAAGUUGACGGCCGAAACAUUCGUCAUCACGAGCAAGUUACCGUCCCUUGACAUCCAUACAGGGUCGCAACAAACCUAUAUCUCUAUUCUCUCUUCUACUACCACCGACAACAGCGACGGGCGUCGACUACAAUCUAUCUUCGUAUUGACAGCAUCAUGAUUCGUACACCACUCCACAACAUCCUACCUUCCCUGCGGAUCCCCAUCGUAUCCGGUCCGAUGGGCGGAGCAGCGGGGGGCAGGCUCGCUGCCGAAGUCUCUCGGGCAGGGGGGUUCGGGUUCGUCGGAGGAGGUUACCUGACUCCCUCUCAACUCGAUCAAGAAUUCGCGGUCGUCGAAUCGAUAUUGGAAAGAUCUACAGGAUCUUCACACCGGAUGGAGAUCGGGGUCGGCUUUCUAGGAUGGAAGUUGUCCCAACUCGAUAGUUCACCCACAUCAACAUUGAGCAACUCCGCCUUUGAUCCUGCGAGCCGACCCAAAGCGUUCGCUUGUAUCGAUAGUACCCUGAAGAAACUUCCUCGAGCCAUCUGGCUUGCAUUCGGGAAGUCAAGCGAUCUUUCGAAGUGGGCAAAAGCGUUCAGGGAGAGAGAACGGGCUUUACACGGGGAUCGCACAGAGGACUCAUGGAAGCUGUUCGUCGGGGUGGGGAGCGAGCAGGAAGCCAAGGUCGCCGUAGAAGAGGUCGGAGCGGACGUCGUCGUAGCUCAAGGUAUCGAAGCCGGAGGCCAUGGGAACGGCUCCUCCCCACCACUCUCGACCUUGCUACCUCACAUCGCCCGCCGAUUAUCGUCCUAUCGACCUCUAAACCCCGAUUCCAAACCGAUUCUGCUCGGCGCCGGAGGCCUGUCCAACGGCGAACACCUCGUCUCCUGCUUGGCUCUCGGGGCUUCAGGAGCCGUAUACGGCACUCGGUUCCUGUUGACACCCGAGAGUUGUUACCCUGACGAGCGUAAACAAGUCCUCCUGCACGCCAAAGAAGGAUCGACCGUCCGGAGCAUGGCAUUCGACGAAGCGAGAAGCACUCUCGACUGGCCAGAAGGGGUGGACGGGCGAGGAAUCCGGAAUGCUACCGUAGACGAUUACGAAGCUGGGCGGGACGAUAAAGCUGCACGUCAAGCGACCUAUAUGGAUGCGGAGAAACGAGGGGAUGCGGAUCGACUGAUUGUCUGGGCAGGAACAGGCGUAGGUAACAUGGACAAGAUCGCCCCAGCUGGAGACGUCGUACGUGAAUUAGAGCAAGAGGCCUUGCAGUCAAUGGAGCGAGUCGAGGCCAUGUCGGAUAGCACGUCAUGACGGUGCUCGAUCAGCACAUCUCAGAAACAGA